CUGUUUUAAAAUAGCUGCGUCUGUGUUUCCAGCCCUGGGUUGUGGCGUGCGUGUGACGGCUGCCGAGUGGGCACGGCUGGAUGGGAAGCGGGCUGUCUGUCGCCUGGCGCGCUGAGUGCUGGAGCCAUUAGCGGCACUCGCAUCGAUCCGUGCAUACAGAUACGCCUGGCUAGGCCGCGGGUGCGCGCAGCGAGCGCACAAACUGCGCGUGGAGCGGCGUUAGAAAUGCGUUAUCACACGCGCUGUUAGCUUCACGGGGGCGAAGCGGGAAAGCACCUUGUUCACGAGUCUACAGAUGAUCUCUGGAGCUGCCGCGGCAUCCUUAGGCUUCUGUUGUCACUCUAGAGCAAAAGCAAUGAGAGGACAAAGCUCGCGACGAGUGACUGGUUAAAUGGAAGCCAUUCCUGGGAUCUGGAUGGUUUCUACUGAAGCAGACUUUGCAUAGCAGCUCCAUCACCUCAGGAGGUUGCAAUGAGUGGAGGAGGGGAUCAGCCUGACAUCCUCAGUGUGGGAAUAUUGGUCAAAGAAAGAUGGAAAGUGUUGAGGAAAAUAGGAGGUGGAGGAUUUGGAGAAAUUUACGAUGCACUGGACUUGCUUACUCGGGAAAACGUUGCACUAAAGGUCGAAUCAGCUCAGCAGCCAAAGCAAGUGCUGAAAAUGGAAGUAGCUGUGUUGAAGAAGCUGCAAGGAAAAGAUCAUGUCUGUAGAUUCAUAGGAUGUGGACGGAAUGAUAGAUUUAACUAUGUGGUCAUGCAAUUGCAGGGUCGGAACUUGGCAGACCUGCGUCGUAGCCAAUCUCGAGGAACAUUUACCAUUAGUACCACUCUGCGGCUUGGGAAGCAGAUUUUGGAAUCUAUUGAAAGUAUUCAUUCUGUGGGAUUCCUGCACAGGGACAUAAAACCAUCAAACUUCGCAAUGGGACGUUUUCCAAGCACCUGUAGGAAGUGUUUUAUGCUGGAUUUUGGCUUAGCACGGCAAUUUACCAACUCCUGUGGGGAUGUCAGACCACCACGAGCUGUUGCUGGUUUUCGAGGAACAGUACGAUACGCAUCAAUCAACGCUCAUAGAAACAGAGAAAUGGGUCGGCAUGAUGACCUCUGGUCUCUCUUCUACAUGUUGGUGGAAUUUGUAGUUGGCCAACUGCCUUGGAGAAAAAUAAAAGAUAAGGAGCAAGUGGGCUCCAUUAAAGAAAGGUAUGAACACAGACUUAUGUUGAAACACCUUCCUCAAGAAUUCAACGUCUUUCUGGAUCACAUUUCUAAUUUGGAUUACUUCACAAAGCCUGAUUACCAGCUUCUCAUGUCUGUGUUUGACAACAGCAUGAAAACAUUUGGGGUUAUUGAAAGCGAUCCUUUUGACUGGGAGAAGAGUGGCACUGAUGGCUCUCUGACAACAACAACAACUUCAACCACCCCCCAGCUGCACACUCGUCUUACGCCAGCUGCAAUUGGAAUUGCCAAUGCCACUCCUAUCCCAGGAGAUUUGCUGCGGGAAAAUACAGAUGAAGUAUUCCCUGAUGAGCAGCUCAGUGAUGGAGAGAAUGUUAUUCCCGUUGGUGUAUCACCAGAGAAACUACCUGGAUCGCCUGGACAUCAGCGUCCUCAGGAAAAAGAUGUUUGGGAAGAAAUGGAUGCCAACAGGAACAAAAUAAAACUGGGGAUCUGUAAGGCUGCUACAGAGGAAGAAAACAGCCAUGGACCAGGGAAUGGAAUGCUUAAUGCCCCAAGUCUUGGUUCUCCAAUUCGAGUUCGCUCAGAGACCACCCAGUUAGACAGAGAUGUUCCACUGGUGCGAAAGUUACGUUCCAUUCACAGCUUUGAACUGGAGAAGCGUAUGACGUUGGAGUCUAAGCCCGACACUGAUAAGUUUCUUGAGACCUGUUUGGAGAAGAAGCAGAAAGACUUGAAAUUGGCAGAGGCUGCUGCUGUUCCUCCUCUUUCUCAGAAAACAUCUGUUCCUGCUCCUGUGACUGCCCGCACAGACCAUGUUUGGCACUAUGAUGAAGAGUAUCUUCCAGAUGCUUCAAAGCCCAUGUCAGCUAAUUCUCCUGACCAUGCUGAUGGUGUUAUGAGCAAUGGAUUUGUAGCUGUUAACCUAAGCUCCUGCAGGCAGGAGGUUGAUUCUAAGGAAUGGGUGAUAAUAGAUAAGGAACGGGACUUGCAGGACUUCAGGACAAAUGAGGCUUUAGGGCACAAAAUGACUGGAAGUCCCUCAGAUGAAGAGCCAGAGGUACUACAAGUUCUAGAGGAGCCUCUUCCUGAAGAGCAAUCCAGAGAGGGUGGUUGGGCAGGAAACAAUGUCCAUGCCAAGAACCAAACUUCAGGGGUGGAGUUUGUUCUAGACGUGGAAUGUCAUCCUGCUGCGUCUGAACAGCUUACAGAUAAAUUGGAACUUCUGUCUGGAGCUGCAGGACAGCUUCUUGCAGCCACUCCUACAAGUCCUAUGGAAGCUCAAGCAGAAGGAGCACUCACUCCGCUCAACUCAUGUCAUAUGCUGCAUUUCUCCACUCCAAGAAUUUCAAGUCCCAUCCUCCGCACCAUGAGUCCUAUAGCCUAUCUGUCCAUCCACUUGGACCCUCUGAGGGAGGCUGGUUUACCAAGGAGUCAGUCAGCUGAGAGCCACUCCUCUUCCUCCCGCUCAACUGGCCGUAGGCAGCUUCCUGUCAUUCCCUGUGGCAGCAAGUUCCCCCCUGCCAUUCGCAUCUCAAAAGCACAGCUUGAGCAGAUAACAAUACCCAGACCUUCAGUGGCAUCUACACAGUCUGCUUCAGAGAGCUUUCACUAUGGCCACCCACUAGAGAGAAGAGAGCAGGAUGGUCAGUCUGUGGAACACACCGUGGAACUUUCCUCUCCAAAGGAAAAUUUGCCAGGCUUGGUUGGGCCAGAAGAUGCACUUCCAGCUAGUGCCAGCAGACCAGAUUUGAUGCUUAAUAUUAGCCAAGAGGUGCUUGACAGGGAAGGACUUGUCAAAGAAUCUGUCAAUGUCCUGGACUGUGACCAGAAGGGCCUACUUGAACACAAUGGGAUACAGGAAGAGAAAGAACUUGGAAAUAUUCCUGUGGAGGAGGCUGAGGAAGAAGGGCUUCCAGUGGUUUCUGAGGAUGCCGUUGAAAUGCUAAGCAAAGAACAGAAUUCUUCUUUGCCAGGAAACUCAAAAUCUGCAGAGGAGGAACCUCUAACAAAUACAGAAGCAGCUCAAGAAUCAAAGUCAAGGCCUGUCUGUUUGAUGCCAAAUCAAGAUGAGGUUCUGAAGUCAAUAGCUCCUAAAACGACAGAAUUGUCUCCCUCAAGACUUAAUAAUGCACAUGUUAAUAGACAGGCAAGCAAAAUAGCUACUGUUCAGGAAAAUGGUUUUCAUUCUGAUAAGGAAGAAGCCCAUAGCCAAGACUUGAAAUGCCAUCAAGUGGCCCUUACUACUAUUUUGCAGCAGGAGAAUAAAAAAGAGAAAAAUGCUCCCAGAAAUGGAGAGCUAUUCCACUGCAUUUCAGAAAAUGAGAGCUCUUAUCGAUCUAAGAAGGACUCAGUAAAAUCCUCUUUUGUAUUCAGGCAGAGUCGAAUCCCGGUUUUAGCACAAGAGAUAGACUCAAUGUCAGAUUCCUCUUCUGUUUCCGCCAAGGAAAAGCUUCUUCUAAAAAAGGCCCAUCAGACAGACUUGGUCAAAUUGCUUAUGGAAAAGAGACAGCUCAAAUCUUUCCUUGGUGACCUCUCAAGUGCCUCUGAUAAGUCACUGGAGGAAAAAAUGGCUGCUGCUCCAGUACCGUUUUCUGAGGAUGAUGUCUUAGCUUCAUUUUCUAGAUUGACACUGGACUCUCAUUUCAGCAAGCAGAAUGAAGAUAGCUCUUUAUCUCCAAGCAGCCCUCAGUCCAGAAAAAGCAAGAUUCCAAGGCCAGUGUCUUGGGCAACAACUGAUCAAGUCACCAGUUCAAGCUCAGCUCAGUUCUUUCCUCGGCCACCACCAGGAAAACCGCCUACUAGACCUGGGGUAGAAGCUAGGUUGCGCAGAUACAGAGUCCUAGGCAGUAGCAGCUCGGACUCAGAUCUUAUCUCUCGUCUGGCUCAAAUCCUGCAGAAUGGAUCUCAAAGACCAAGGAGUUCUACCCAGUGUAAGAGUCCAGGAUCUCCACAUAGUCCAAAAACGCCACCCAAGAGCCCUGUCAUCCCCCGCCGCAGUCCCAGUGCCUCCCCUAGGAGCUCUUCUUUACCCCGUACUGCCAGCUCUUCUCCGUCCCGGGCUGGGAGAUCCCAUCAUGAUCAGAGGAGUUCAUCCCCACAUUUUGGGAGGAGUAAAUCACCCCCCAGCCACUCAGGCUCCUCAUCUUCUAGGAGGUCCUGCCAACAAGAGCACUGCUGCAACAAAACUAGCAAGAAUGGUCUGAAAGGUUCUGGUAGUUCUUUCCACCAUUCCCCAAGCACUAAGACUUCCACAGGAAAGAGCAAAUCAACUACUAAGCUUAGCAGAUAGGAACUGGGCCUUGACAGGUAUAAAGUCUCCUCCUAAAUCUGAUGCAUGUUGUGUCUGUGUAUUGUGUAUUUAAAAAAAUAAUCAAAAAAGUAUAUUAAAAAAAGGUGUUGAAUCUGCACAUUUUAAAGAAAGUAGCCAUUGUAAACUAUUCAUGAGAAAGCAUUCUGUGUAAAUAAGUGGCCAGGCUUUGCCUUAGAGCAGGCAGCAAGCAGAUCUAAGAGAUGGGAAGUAGAGGCCAGAAUCAGAAUGACUGGGUAGUCAAAGAGGUGCAAUGUAUUUAGAGUGAAAAGGUAUCUUGAAGGUGAGUGUUUUGAAACUAUAUUAAUCUCAAUGUAUUUAGUUUCCCUAGUUAGAAAAUUUGGUCUAAUGAUUUAAGGCCUUACAUACUCAAGGAGUAUGUAAGAAAAUCCGAAACGGUUAUUCCCAAAGUGAUGUCACCACUCGGGAGAUAAGUACUGCUCAAGCAUUUCUUUGCAGUUUUCAAAAAGCACACAGUUUAGAAAAUUAUAUUUCUACCUUUUAAAUUUCUUCCAUUUUGAGCUGCACUCACCUUUGAGUCACUGGGUGCUCAUUUUGCUCUACCAUGGCACAAAUUUUUUACCUAAGUAUCAUAUACCUUAUCCCUUCUUUGACACUGAUGAAAUUUUAAAAAGUAAUGUUUGACAAGAGGUUUUUGUACCAAUAUUAUUUAGAAAUUUGUUUAGCAGUAAUUAGGAUCCAAUAAGCUGAUUCUCAGUUCUAUGUCAUACAGUUUUUUGGGAGUCAUGGUGGGAUUCUUCAAACCACAUUUGGUAGGAUUUGGAAAACCAUUCCUUCCUAAGAAAUGAGAGAAAGGAGUAGAUGUAUGUACUUCACUGGAUGUUGCAGAUUUACAGCAAAAUGCAAUGUAAUCUAGAAAAUAAGAACCUUUCUUUACCCCCUUAAGUCAACUGAAAAGAGAACCUUCGUUAUUGCUGACUUCUGUUUUCCAUUAGUUAUUGUCAUUAUUAGUGAUAUUAGUUAUCACUUAAACCACAGAUCUUACAAUGCAGAGAUGAUUACCAAUCAAGAUUUGUAUUUUCGUCAUUUGUUUUCUAAAAUCAUUUGUAAAUCUAAAAUCAUGAAAGAUGAAACAGAGAUGUGGAGAUAGUUUAGGGGUGAUGGAAAUGUACUUAAUACCCUUACAAAAUCUGAGUAAGAAUAUUAAUCAUCAAAGCAAAAUAUAUGGAAGGAAAUCUAAAACAUUUUUAAAAUUGGAUUCUUGUCCAAUUCUGGAUUCUGUUUCCCAAAUGUGUUUUUGAUAGCCAAGCUUUGUUGACUCAGUAAAGUCCAUGGUGUUUAAUUCCUCCAAUUUUAUUAGGUAAUUACUUAGUAACAUUUUUUUCUCUGCAGGGACUCUGUAGGGAAUGAAAGGUAGGGUACCUUUUGCUAUAUUCAGAAAAGUGUAGUGGGUUCAGAAUAGGGACACACAAGAACACAAGCCUGAGAAAGAUGCAGCCAGCUUUCCUCCCUAAUGAUUCCUGUUAUGGGGACUCUUGGAUGCAUAGGAGACUUGUCAAUUACUGAUCUGCUUGCUGUAGUCAUAUGCCUCUCCAGCCAGCAUCUGUGCUUUUUUAUUUAACUUCUGCCAAAUGAAUACCUUUGGAUUAAAAAGGGAAUAUUUUGUCUCUGAGCUAACACAUUCUAAUGCUGCAUUAAAGCUGCCCUAGAGCUGCACUGAAUUUCACUUGCUUUGUCAGACUAUGUUGAUUUUUUUCGUUUCUUACUAUGACUAUGUAUAUUGUUUCCCAUAUGUAAUGUAGCACAGUGUGGAACCUUAAUUUCAUUCAGGUUUCAAGCACUACAGAUGAAUGCAAUAGGUAGGGUAUACCUGCUUUUUCUGAAGAAACUGUACCAUUGGAAAGUCCUAUUCCUUUGUAUUAUAUUGUAUAAUAGGUGCUAUACCAAUAACUGCAUGUCCUCAUGGUAAAUUAUAUAAUAUAAAUAUUUAUAUAUACAUAUAUGUAUAUGCUUAUAUAAACUCAUUCUUUCUCAUUUUUCAUUUGUAAUUUAUGGACAACAAAUAAUACAGUUCCCUUUCUGUUAGUUCCUGUAUACUUACCUCUUCUAUUCUCCCCCCCACCCCUGCCAAAAAAUUCUGGAAUGCACAAAUUCUAAUAGCCUUUAUACUUGGUACAAAAUUGAAGGACUGCUGAUUUCUCAACCAGCCAAUGUUUUGUCAUGCAGCUUGUUUUUUUAAUUUAUAAAUUCAUGUGUACAUUUGCAUAUGGAACAAGAACAAAGACUCAAAAGGUAUUUUUAUUUCUUAUUACGAAUAGGUCUCAUUUUUAUUUCAUAAUGUGAGUUCUUAAUUGUGAAUACUUGUCAUACAGGAACAGUUACAGUCUAUGAAUACCUAAUGGAUGAAUGUGACAACAACAAAUUCUAUCUCUUCCUUCCUGUUUUCUACAUGUUUCCUUAUGGUAUACCAUAAAAAAGAAUUCAGUCACAUUGUGAUGUUUUUGUCCUGGGCACUUGCUGGAAUUAUUUGUUAAGGUGGUGUGGCAGCCCUUGAUUAUUUUUUCUUAUUUCUGAAAAGCAUUUUUUAUCAUCAUGUAAGUUUAUUCCUAUGUAACAUUGUCUCAUAAGUUUUCAUAAGUACUAACUUUACGCAUCCUUGCCUGAAAAUGCUGAAGUUGAGGUGUUUGUAUUUUCUCUCUAGAGUAACAGGAUCCAGAAAUGGUAACUGCUUUACAGGUGAGAAAGCAUAUAACACCUAUUUUAUAUUGUCUUCAAAGUGCAGGCUUGUCCAUUGUUAGACAUUACUAUGUAAAAUAAACCAAUGCUGUAGAAAUUCACUUGUACUUGAACUACUUGCCAAUGUAAAAAUAGUGAACUAUGCCAAAAAGAAAAAGAGAAAUCAGUUGUGAUUGAUGACACAGGCUUCUUUUGGUGACGAAAAAGGUAAAAGGACUGUAUACUCUCAGUUGCUUUUUUGCUGUAAAUUCAACAGAAUCUAAGGAGAAAAUCAUGAAGAUGUGAAUAGAGGAGCAAUUGUGAAUAACUUAGCUUGAACAACCUGCUCUUCGAGUUUUUUGUUGCUUGAUACCUUUCUCACAAAAGUUUACAGAAUUGCUUACUAUAGUCUAACAUAGCAAUCAGUUAAUGUUAUUAAGUAAUGAUCAGCUGAUUAACUCAUACAUAAAUAUUAGCUUAAUAUUUCUAGAGGGCCUAUAUAAUCAUUAAGGACUCUGUAAGCCUCAGUAUUUGAAUGUGGAAAUGGCUCUGCAGAAAACCACCAAUGUACCUCUGUGUGACCCUUGUGCAGAGUGUGUGUGAAUAGUUUAUGGCAGGUUAUCUGCAAUACAUUUUCAGGGAUGGGAAGAUUUUUCUCUAUUGUACAAAGUGGCUACAGUUAUUCUGCAUAGCACACAGCAGCUUAUAUAGGAAUAUUAGCUGGGGAGUGAUAAAAUUCAAGGAGCUGUUGCUUUGUCUUCUUCAAGCCUCCAUUUCUUUGAAGGGCAGUGCAAUGGAGCCAUGACAUGUAGCAGGUGCAGAUGCUGCACACUCAUUUUCUCUUUAUGAUGUAUUCUGUGUUGUGGCCAGCACUUUGGAGCAUUUUUUAGAGAAACUGAGGCAUGAAGCCUUUAAACUGAAAUAGAACUUGAAAUCACCAAACAUUUCACACAGACUUUUGUGCUACAAUAUUGCAUGGUAAAAUCAAUCUAAGUUUCAGUCUCAAAAAUCAAUAUUAAUUAAUCUCUUUAUUAAUUACACAUGCCAAUUACUACUUAGGUAAAACCCUGCUAGAGUAAUAGAAAGUGUGAUACAGUAGAGCAACGUUGACAAGUUGUAUGAUGCUAAGCACCUAUCUACUGCUUGAGCAGGAUCAGUAAGCAUAGAAACUUUCACUGCUCAAAGGCAGGAGCAAGAUGAGGUCUUAACUGCUAGUUAUAUAUAAUGAUACAGAAGGCAAACCCCUGCAGAGUGACACAAGGCAUUCAUUACCGCCACCAGCCACAUCCUGUCUUGGGAAAUCUGGACAUAUUCUUACCUUGAAGUCUGCAUGUUUGAAAUCAAGCUUUCUUGCAUACCUCACUAAACAGUCUUGAUGUAUAGGAAAGGAUUUGGUCCUAUAUAUUUAAAAAUAGCUUGAAAUAUUUUUCAACUGAAAAAGACUUGCUGGAGCUCUAUCAUCUACGAUUUGUAGUAUUAUGGUAUUAACUAUUGCUGGAAAAACACACAAUUUUGUUUUUAUAUAUAUAUAUAUAUAAAUGCAAAUUUGUACAUAAGUGUAUCUAAAUAUACACUUAUAUAGAUACUGUAUAUUAUAUAGAAAUAUAUAUAUACAUACGUAUGUGUGUAUAUACAUAUAGAUAGGAAGAGCUAUUCCAUCAUGUUCACUGGAAUUCAUUUGCCAGGGUGAGCCAAGGCCUCUUUUGCUUUGAUUUACUCUGGUCUCCUUUUCAUCUACUGCAAUGUCCCUAUGCCCUAAUUCUGAUUCUGUGUCUUUUUCAUAUUGCAAGGCCUGAUCCUAUAGUCCUACUGGGGCAAAACUCCCGUAAGUCCUCCCUAUUGCAGUAAUAUUUAUGCAAUGGUUGACUGUAAUGCUUCUAAAUUUUUUUUUUCUUUUUCUCUUUGAUGAGAAUAUAGAUAAAGACAGAUUUACAGUACAGUCUUUUUCCUGUAAACAGAAUUGGACAUUUUUAUGGAACACUAAAGAGGCAUAAAUUCUGGUAAGAAGAAUGUGAUUAUUCCAAUUUCUUAAAAGGGUCUAAUGGAAAACCAACAAUAUGUGCCUCCAGUUUUUAAAUAUAUCUUAAAUGAGAGAGUAGUCUUCGGAAAAGGAAUAGGAGAAUAAAAGCUCAUUGUCAAGCUCUUUCUCUGUAUAGGCCCACAAUAUGUGUAUUUUUUCGUGCAGGACUGAUGCUGUGUGGUGACAAGAGCCAUGUCUGUCUUGUCAUUCUCAGUGAGUCAGGGUCUGCUUAGGUUAACACCAAGAUUCCUGUGGUGCAUUCUCUGUUUGCUUUUCCACUUUUAGGAAUGGUCAGAGAACUGUUGGCUGGAUAAAGACCUUGAUGUUUAUCCAUUAUUCCUCUCUUCAGCUGGUAAAAGCUUUGGGUGCUCAUUGGAUGGUGAACAUGGCAGUGCUAGGUUAGCAGUAGAACUUGGAUCUUGGGGGUGUUUUCCAACCUUGAUGAUUCUAUGAUUCCUCUUCCUGAAAUUUAUAGAAUGGGGCAUAAUAUUUUUAUUCAACUUCUUUACAUAAUCAAGUAGGCGGUGAAUGGAUGGGGUUUGUUUGCUGUUUUGCUUUUGGCUCAAAUGUCUUUGGUUGCAAUUAGCACAAUUUUUUGUUACCAGAAAUGCUGGUAAAAGGAAAUGAGGUUCAAUGUUUUGACUACAUGCAAUACACAGGCAUAGGUCAUACAUUUCUUAGCUAAUCAAAUUGCAUACACAUGCACGUCACAUAAGAGUACCUCGCCUGUCUGCUUGAAGGCAGUCUUCCUUUUCCCUACACAUAAUAUUUGUGAAAAAGAAAUUAUAGAAAGUCAGCCUGGAUUAUAUAAUAAUUGUCAGGAAUUGUCAUAAGAUAUUGUCAAUUGCCAAAAAGUUUUUAUCAGUCAUUUUUAUGUGUUUAAGUAAUCAGGCUUUUAGAUAUUUAUCUUUAAGGAGAGGUUUUUGUUUGGUUGGGUUUUUUAAGGAAAAAUGUACAGGAAUCCAUUGUUUCAAAGAUUGAUGUACUAACUUUGCAAUGACUCUUGCCAUCCAGGUUUGAGCAGGUAGGCUGAUUUUACUCUGCAUUGAUGAUAACACAUUCUCUCUCAACAGUAAUAAUGACAAACCCCAAUGCUAUGCUCCUGUUUCUCCUCUACAUGAAGAGCUUGGACCCAUGGGAGUUCUUGCUGUUCUUGUGCAGGUGAAACUUCAUUAAAAUUGGAAUAGGGUCUUGUUUUGUUAAGGCUCUUUCUCCUGAUUAGGGACUGGAAGGAUAAACAUAUUCUAUAAAUACCAAAUUUGCAGUUGCUGAAUUUAUAUUGGAAAUUGCUUAUUUUUAAUUGUUAUUAUUAUGACAUGACAUGCCUAUGGAUCUCUCCUUUUCUAUCAGAAUUACUGUUGAGAGCCAGCUUUGGCCAAGAGUACAAUGUGGUUUCUUUUAAAACAAUACCACAAGUGGGCUACUCAUGUGACGUCCUAAUCAUCCACAAGUGUCUGUGGGAAUUCAGCUGCAAUUAAUUUGAUGUUUGUUUUGAGAUCACUUGAUCUUUGACCUUUUAUGUAAAAGGUCUAUGGUAACAGCACAACAGCUUGCUCCAAAAGAUGCAGUAUAAUUAGUGGUCUGUCUAGUUUCAAAUCCUUUUAAACCCAUAUCUGCUGCAUGGCAGGCAAGGUUAUAAAGGUUUGAUGCAAAAUGAAGUAGGUUUUUUGGACAAUUUCACAUCUUUUCCCUGACUGAGGAUCUGAAUGUGUUGCCAAGCAGCCUUCUCUGCAUCCUCUUUACCUUGGCUAGAAAGCACGAUUGCAAAUUCUUCCCCAGCUUUUAACUUUCUUUACUAUAGAGUCAGCCCAGACUGAAGUUGCAGUGCUAGAGCUAACAGAUGCUAAUUUUCAAAUGCUUUCCUAUGAAUAUCCAAACUAGUAAAUUAAGGAAAUCACCAGCAAUGCCUUCAGACAAGUACUGACUUUUUGAAGUGGCCAACCAAUGGCUGCUAAUCUAAAACCUCUGGGCAAUACCACAAAGAAUUAAAUCUGUGUAUUAAUUAAAAAUACAAUGUUGGCAACCCCAUAAGAAAUCAAGUACUCAAUAGCAAAGUCUGCAGUAUGAUUAAAUUAAAUGGAAAGCAGUUCCAAGAUUGUUUUUUACCAUUGAGGAAGACAAAUGUUGAGUCCUUCAAAUUCUCUUACUCUGUAAUUGCAGUUCUCUUCCCCUCCUUGGAAAUCUUCUCAGCCAUUCUUUUCAUUUAAGUUUGCUCAGGCACCAAGAGCAUAAAGAGUUAAUGCCCUUGUAAUGUCAUUUGUACAUAAAGUUGUAAUUAUUUAUUUUCUCAUUUGUACCAUAUCAAGGCUUUGUACAAUGUUUAAGUUUUGUUUUCAAAUUAUUUUGUAUUUUAUUUUUAUAAACUGGUUCUAAAUAAAAUAUUCAUUCAGCAUGCAAAACUUCAA
Molecule: messenger RNA, 11580 nt
Organism: Oenanthe melanoleuca
Lineage: Eukaryota; Metazoa; Chordata; Aves; Passeriformes; Muscicapidae
Gene: TTBK2
Product: tau tubulin kinase 2
Exons: 16
Coding region: 472-4461 (1329 amino acids)
Biological process (GO): cilium assembly; peptidyl-serine phosphorylation; signal transduction
Cellular component (GO): ciliary basal body; nucleus; cytoplasm
Molecular function (GO): protein serine/threonine kinase activity; ATP binding
Source: RefSeq, a predicted model, not a curated record